Chara braunii is the source of this 2085-nucleotide messenger RNA. NCBI's taxonomy places the organism in Eukaryota, Viridiplantae, Streptophyta, Charophyceae, Charales, Characeae. The record is from the annotation of a GenBank genome assembly.
GGAUCCGACCGCCCUGGCCUACUCUCUAAGGAAUUAUGUUCCAUCGGAUUUGACGGUUGUCAGAUGGUUGACUUUCAUCUGGAUGUUCAAUUUCGAAUUGGAACGGAGAACCGGGCGGACGGGCUGAGUCGGAUCAAGUGGGAUAAACAGGAAGGGGAGGCAGUAGAGAAUACGCCCCCAGUUGAUGGAUUUCUGGAUCAGGAAGAAGAUGUUCGUCUCCACAUCAACAAGUGGUCGCCGCGAGUGCCCAGCUGUGUAGGUUAUCCUAUCUGGCAAGCGCCGAAUGAGUAUGAAAGGAGGGUCGAGCUAGUCCUUAAACCCUUCGAAGAAUUCGAAGAAGAGGAUCCCUGGGGUGGUAAGGAUGUUCAGUGGAUGAUGGAGUUGGCGCUGGCCAGUUCGCAUAGUCUGGUGGAGAACAUGAGGACGAUCGAGGAGGGACCAGGCCAGGUAGAACGACAUGAGGACCUGAUGGGAGGAAUGUACCUCCUGGUCAACACGUUGUUGCAGGAAAGCCUCGACCAGUCAGGAUCGUUGAACCCGACAGGGAAUGUGGACGAAGUGCCCGAGAGCCAGGACGACGAGUUCGAGGAGGGGGAGGUUAAGGAGGUCUUUCGUGCAGAGGAGUAUGAUGGGAUCUACCUAGAGCUGGGACUUCUUCUGUCCUGCGAAAUGCGGCUAAGGGAUGCAAGCGAUAGGGCUCAGAGGAUGCUAGGAGGUGCCACGAGAGGAGGUGUCACAGGAGGAGGUACCACGAGAGGAGGUGCCACAAGAGGAGGUGUCACGAGAGGAGGUGUCACGGGAGGAGGUCCAGGGUACUCAGCGAGAGAGAGGGCUGGGCGACGAGGGGAGACGUGCAGGGAAGGAAGUGAUAGAGGUUGGAGAGGACACGCCCCCACAGACGCCAGCGGUGGGUUUGAGACUCGGGCAGGGAGCACUCGCCAGGUGGAGGAGAGGUUGCAGAGAGAGGAGGCCCCAUUACCUUCAUCAGAAAAGGCUCCUUUGCCAGAGGGGAGAGCAAACAGGAGGGAGAGGGCAGCUGUAAGGAGAGAAGCCUUGACCCUGAUUGACAGGCACCUAGCAGCUCAUGCCCUGGAGCACCCAGACCUGGAAGAGCCAGCACCUGUAGAGCCGCGCCAGGAGUCGUGCCAGCCCGAGAAGGAGAUGGAGGAAGAGAUCCCGAAGAGGGUCGACCUCCGCACGAGGGAAAGGGCGCCAACUGGAGAGACAACAGAGGAAAAGAGGGCGAGAAGAACCAGGAGGAUAGACGAGAUAUGGCAAGAGAGGCAGAGGUUGGAGGCAAUGGGGGAGCUUCCAGAGCAGCAGCAGGAGAGGCAAAGAUCGGAGGCAGCAGGAGCACUCCCAGGUCAGCCACCCAGCGCGUCAGCUAGGACCCCGGAGAUCCCUGAGAUGUGGAGGGACUUCUGGGAGCAGAGAGGAGAGGAGCUUCCUUCGCCAGUCAGAGUCGGGUUUAGGGUAGCAAGAAAGGCGGAAGAAAGAUUGGAUCGAAAAAUCAAGUUUCUGCCCAAGACAACUUUUGACCGGCACUUGUUAUUAGAGGGCGAUCUGGCAGGGAAGAAGAUGAAGGAAGCAAGCCAUGGAGUACGCCUGGAGGCUAUGGAAAUUGAAAUCCAGGAACUCAGGGCAUUGGUGGCCAGUCAGGUAGCUAUCAUUAAGAGCCUGAGGCAGCAAACCCAGGGAAAGGUGGAAAAGCCAGAGAGCAGCAGGCAGGGAGAGCAGAGGCAGCCAGGACAUGGGUUACCAGGACAGCCAUCUGCAGCAGAGCCUCGCCAGGAGCCACCUAUGGGGAGAGUUAUCCUGGAGCCAGAGGAGGCGAGAGCCCAGAGACAGGCAGAGAGAGAGGCGUUCGAGUUCAGAGCCCCUACCGAGCUCGCGACGCUGCCAGUAGCAGCGGCGGGCCCAGUCGUACCUUUGGCAGUUGAGAAGGGGCUACCACUAUCUAGUAGUGAGCCGGCUCAGGGCUCAGCAGAGGGAUCCAUGGGCGUGCUCCUUAAGGCAGUCCAUACCAUGUAGGAGGAGGCGGGUUUGUUUUCACCCUAGCAGAGGAUAGAGGAGCCUCUUAAGAGA